Physella acuta is the source of this 5395-nucleotide messenger RNA. Its product is annotated as casein kinase I-like. Gene Ontology annotation, molecular function: protein kinase activity; ATP binding. Gene Ontology annotation, biological process: protein phosphorylation. Lineage: Eukaryota; Metazoa; Mollusca; Gastropoda; Physidae. The record is from RefSeq and is a predicted model, not a curated record.
UUAUGGUAAGAUUGGAACUGUGGGAUACGAUUGCUGUGCUGCAACACCCAAGAUGGCAACCAAAUUCUAUCAUUAAAGUGGACAAUUUGUGGGUUUUGUUUGACUUUUGAAUCACUCAAAACUCGAUUGUUUAACCAUGGAACAGCCACAAGAACGUACAGGGAAACAGUCUGGCGAGUUUAUAGUUGGUUUAAAGUACAGACUUGUUCGAAAAAUCGGUAGUGGAUCGUUUGGUGACAUUUAUCUGGGAAUCAACAUAACAAACGGAGAAGAAGUAGCAGUAAAACUUGAAUCAUGUAAAGCUCGUCAUCCACAACUUUUAUACGAAAGUAAGUUGUAUAAAAUUUUACAAGGUGGCGUAGGUAUUCCACACAUUCGCUACUAUGGCCAGGAAAAGGAAUAUAAUGUUCUCGUUAUGGAUCUUCUGGGGCCAAGUCUAGAAGACUUGUUUAACUUUUGUUCGAGGAGAUUCACAAUGAAAACAGUACUAAUGCUUGCUGAUCAAAUGAUAGGACGCAUUGAAUAUGUCCACAACAAGAACUUUAUUCACAGAGACAUUAAACCUGACAAUUUCCUUAUGGGAAUUGGAAGACAUUGCAAUAAAGUCUUCUUGAUCGAUUUUGGUCUUGCAAAAAAGUACAGAGAUAGCAGAACCCGCACUCACAUCCCAUAUCGUGAAGAUAAAAAUUUAACUGGCACUGCUAGAUAUGCCAGUAUCAAUGCACAUCUUGGGAUUGAACAAAGUCGACGAGAUGAUAUGGAGUCCUUAGGAUAUGUUUUGAUGUAUUUCAACCGUGGAAGCUUGCCAUGGCAAGGUCUUAAAGCCAAUACAAAGAAGCAGAAAUAUGAAAAAAUCAGUGAGAAAAAGAUGUCAACGCCAGUUGAAGUCCUGUGUAAGGGUUUUCCUGCUGAAUUUGCCAUGUAUCUGAACUACUGCAGAGGCUUGAGAUUUGAAGAGGCCCCAGAUUACAUGUAUCUUCGUCAACUUUUCAGAAUCCUCUUCAGAACCCUAAAUUACCAGUAUGACUACACAUUUGACUGGACCAUGCUGAAGCAAAAGGCAGCACAGGUAGCACAAUGUAAUGCAAGCACUGCACCUACUGCUGGUAGAGGUUGACAUUUGCCAAGGGGAUCUCAUGUACACAACCCCUAAGUCUUAUGUUUAACACAUUUUCACAACAAGCAGGGAUUAGUGAUACAUUUUGUUUGCUCUUGCUAAUAAUUGAUAUACAGAUUUAGAUAUGAAUGUUUAAAAUUAUUAAAACAGGUAUAAGAUGAUGCUGAUAAUGCUCUUUUGCUACCCACGAGUCAACUAGUUAAAUAAUUUUUUAUAAAAAGCAGUACAAAAUGAUCAUAAUAAAGAUAUGAUAGUUUUUUUUAUGUACAAGGGUUUUAAAAUUUCUGGCUACGUUUAUUUAAAUGAUGGCAUUAAAUGACACUAAAACCUAUGUUUAAAAAAACAUACUGCCUCCACUGUUCAGUAAAAACGGGAGGGGGGGGAUGGGGGCUUUUCUACACAAAAAUUUAGUUCAGCUGAACUGUUUUAGCUUUUUAUAGCUGUAUGUAUGGGAUUUUUUUUAAUGAGAUAAAGAUAACAUUAUAAAAGCUCUGUUUUUCUUUUCUAAUUUUUUUUGUUGCUAAAUUGUGAUUUACUUUAAUAAUUUGAUGGUUCAUUUUGAUUUGAUCAGUUAACAAUGAAUAAAUGAAUUGGCUGGCAUCUUUCACUGGUUAAUUAAUUUUUACAUGAGUAAUGAUGAUGUGGAUGUCUUUUAAUUUGUUUGGUUUUAAAUGUUUAUUUUCUUACUUCUAAUAAUGCCAUUUCAAGUUUAAUCAUCAGAGUAAAAUGUUAAUGCAAUGUUUGAUUCAGAGAAGUAUAUUUCUGGUUUGUAAGUUUCUCUCUUAAAAUAUGCCUGAACUUUUUUGUAUGAAAUAUUUUGACGAUUCAGUUAACAAUAACAAAGUUUUGAGUUUCAAUACCAACUUUCAUUUGAUUUAGUUUCAAAGACACAUUUGUUUUGUUUGCUGCACCAAACCAACCUUGCUGAUACAGGCAAACUGUGACAGCUUUAUACAGUGUAAAAAGAUAUAAUUACAGUGAAGAUAUGUUUUUUGCACUUCAGCUCAAGUUUAUUCUAAAGCUAUCAUUUUUUUUGUUCACAAUUAGACAUUAUCCCUUAAUAUAUGUACAUUCUGUUUCUUAACUAUAUACAUGAUUUUCAUUUUGCUGUAUUUGAUCAUGUCAUUUCUGUUCUAAUUAUUCCAAACAACAUAUGAUCUUGUAAUUGAGUCUAUUUUAUGGAUACUUUAUUUUAAAAGCAUUGAAAUAUUCUGAUGCAUUCAAAACUUGUAAUGUGAACUGUGACAUUCAGCUUCAUCUGUGCUACCUCCUUCAUUAUUAACAUGCAAAGAUCUUCUCCAAAGUAAUUUUUUUUUAAAUUUCAAACAAGAAUAGGUAUUUUAUUUUUAUUAAAUACAUACCAUAAAAGGAAUCUGUGGGAAGAAUUAUGAAUGUCCAUUGUUUGUCUGUAUAUAAACUCUGUGUGUUUGUACAGUAUUUGUGGGGGUUUGGUGUUAAGGUCUAAGUUUACCAUACUUUCAUAUAUUUGCAUUGGCCACCAGCUAGGUUUUUAUUUUUAAAUUGAAGAUAUAUUAUGAGAUCUGACUUGUAUUUGUAUCAGCAAUGUCUGAGUUAUUUUCAAAAUAAUCAAUUUUAAGCAAACACAAAAUGAAAAUCAACAUUCAUUUAUGAAAUCUGGUACAAAAUAGAAUGUUAUGGUAAAUUGUUUAGCAUAUAUAUGCUUUAAAAAUGGUAGCAAUCGCUAUCAGUCUUUAUUUCUUCCUGAAAAUUAAAUCUUAUAGUCUAGUUUUAGUGGUAAAAUUAGAUAAUAUUGAUUAAGAAAUACAAAAUCACUCAACAAGCUGUAGAAUAUUGAAAAAUGUAUUGAUAGGUUGGUUAUUGCAGCCUAUUAAUUUUGUAUUGCUAUUAUUAACAAUACUUUUAUUUAAUUGCUUUAAAAAUUAGCUUGUUUACUUUUUUGUAUUUUUUUCCCUUUAAUGUGAUUGAUUCUUGUUUUUGGAGUUGUUUCAGUUUUGGUUUCAUAGUUAUGAUUUUUGUCACAUGCCCCUUCAAAAAGCACAUUUUUUUCCUUGUUUGAGUUUUGCAGUUUAAAAUUUUGUUAUAAAUAAGAAAAUAAGUUUUUUAAAUGUUUCAACAUUUUAAUAUUUUACUUUUACAUUGAAACAUUAUAGCUUUUCACUAAUCUCUGGUUUUGUUCAAAAGGUCAUUAGAAAAUUCUCAAAUAUUAUUUAAAUAUGAGAUAUGACAUGAUAUACUAUAAAAUAGUGUUGAGUAGUUUAAUUUAACAUUCACGAUUUGUAUUUGACUGUUUUCAUUAGGACUAAAUGACAUGGUGUUGGGCAGAUCCUUGUAUGCUGUGAAUAUUUUGUUUUCUACCCACCACAGCUUCUGUUUUUGAAGUGCUACAAACUUUAAUCAUGGUUUUGACCUGUUGACAUUGAGUGAUUGAUGAAGUGUCACUACAUAAACUUGUACAGAUUUAAUUUUUCUUAAUUUUAUUUAAUUGUUCUAAAUGUUAACUGUGUGACAGCUUUCAAAGGCUGGUACUUACAUUUUAUUGUUAAAUAUUGUAUUAGUAGAAAAUGUCAGUUUUGUUGGGUUUUGUUUCAUUGUUGUUGUUUCAUUUAUUGUUAACAUGUCAAUAAAUAAGGAUUUCCCUCUUAACUCUUCCACUCACUUACAUCUGUUAAUAGUAAAUUACUUUUCACUGUCAUUGUCUACAUUAUCAGAUGAAUCAUUACUUAUAUAGCUGUCAUGUCUGUGACUGAUUUAGAACUUUAUCAGAGCUGACAUAUAAACAAUUUUCAGCCUCAGUUUUUAAGGUAGAUUUUAUAUCUUGUAGUUUUAAAUCUAAGUACAACAUACUUUAUUUUUUUACUUUAUUUUUUUUUUUUACAGUCCCUUUCCAUUUGGACUUUAAAAAUGCUGCAUUGCUAUUAUUACAACAAAUAUUUUAACCGUAUUUCUUUGAUUUACCUAUUCAUACAUUUGUUAGAACAUAGAUUUACUGUAAUUUUAUUAAUCUAUUCAAUUCCCGUCUCAAAUGUAGUAACACUAAAGUAUUUUAUUUCAAUAAACAAGUUUUCUUUAACCCAAGACAUGUUGUGGUUACUGUUCUGUUAAAUCUCAUGAAUAAAGUAUUAGUUUAGAUACAUUUCAGUUCAAAGACUUUUGCUGGAUUUUAUAAUGGUGCAACAAACAUUUUCACAACUUAAUCAAGCUUGCUGGGAUUGUUGUAUACAUAUUUAUUUAUAUUAUUGUAUUAUCAACCUGCAUUAUUUCAGCUUGAAAACAAAAACAUUAAAUGCAUGCAGUCAUAACUUUUUAAAUACAAAAUCAAAUUUAUAAUUUUAAAAUUUCAGCUGAGCCCGAGUCCUUGCAACUUGAUGUGUAAAUGCAGUCCAUCUUUCUUUUUUUUUUCAUUUCCAUGCUGUAAAUAUGUACACCAUAAAAGUUUUGUCAAGCACUUCCAGUGCAAACACAUACAUUUGAAAAAACCUGUAAGUUCACUUGUUAUGGUACAUGUCAGUGCUCAUGUUUGAAGAUAGUGAGAUUUUUUUAUUUCUGGAAUAUUCACUUGAGCUGCAAUUUGUAUAUUUUUUUUAUUAGUCUUUUUUUUUUUUUUGAGGUACUUGAACAAUAUCAGGCACAUUCCUCUGCCAUUUAAACAUACUGUGAGAAUCGAUGUGUGAAAAGGUGUUCGCUUUCUAGUCAUAGACAGAAGGCUCAUCAAUACAAAAACCAAGGGAGACAAUUCACAUUGCACUUUUUACAUUUUUUAUUUUCAGUUAUAAAGUUAAGCAGAGGUUGGGUUGCUUACUAGUAAAAUAUGGUUACAGAAGAUUCAGUAUUGUGUUGUAAUCUUGAAAUAUAACUGCUCUAAUGUUAAAAUAUACUGCAGUUUCGUGUUUUGUACCAUUUUCUUAGUUGAAGCCGUAUAAUUAGCAUUUUGAAAUCUCUUCAAGGCUGUCAUUUAUCAAGAUGUUCUUGUUCUGUGGUUAGGUCACUUACUCUUAACAAAUAAAAAUUGUGUAUUGAUAACUUUAUUCUUAAAAUCCCAUUUCUGAUUAAGUCAAGUAUAUCUAUUUCAUUGGUUUCAUUUUUUUGUUAAUGUACUAUUUUUUCCUGUAACAUCUGUGAUUUUUUUUUUAAGCUUUAUUUUUUUGAGUUUGAAAUUUAAAGCUAGACAAUGUUGUUUAACAAGAGGACUCAAUCUUCCAUACCACCAGAAGAGAAAAGAUUCUGCUACUGGCAUCAGCUGUACAUUAUAUGUGUGCUUCUUUAUUCAUGAAGAUUAAAUGUAGACAUUUAUAAAUA